This is a messenger RNA of Tetrahymena thermophila SB210, 726 nucleotides long. Its product is annotated as kinase domain protein. Gene Ontology annotation, biological process: nucleocytoplasmic transport; activation of GTPase activity. Gene Ontology annotation, molecular function: GTPase activator activity; small GTPase binding. Lineage: Eukaryota; Ciliophora; Oligohymenophorea; Hymenostomatida; Tetrahymenidae. The record is from RefSeq and is a predicted model, not a curated record. The transcript has 10 exons. Gene Ontology annotation, cellular component: cytosol; perinuclear region of cytoplasm; nucleus.
AUGAAAUUCUCAGAAUUAAAAUAAUUUCUCUAAUCUGAUUUGGGAUCAAACAAAGAAGUUGAAUUAGCUCUAAGCUCAAAAAAUAUUGGCAGUAGUGAAAUUACAAAAUUAAGUUCUUCUUUUUCUAAUUUAGACCUAAAGGAAUUAACCAUAGAUGUAAGCUCAAACUCAAUUGAUAACAAUCGUCUGAUUGAACUCUCUUAAGGCCUAGCUUAAUGUUAGAGUUUAGUUAAAUUGGUCAUUGACAUUGGUGAAAAUUGCUUUGGAUAAAAAGGAGUAUCUAGCUUGAUUUAAUCUAUUUCUACAUGUAAAAAUAUUACAAAAUUAAGUUUGGAUUUAGGAUUUAACAAUUUAAAGGAUAGCAGCAUUACUGAUUUAGGGAAACUUGGUUAGUGUACAAACAUAUAAGACUUGAGCUUAUUUUUAUAUGAAAACAAGAUUGGAAAUAACGGGAUAACAUAGCUAAUAUCAUAAUUAUCAAAAAAUUAAAAUUUAAAAGAGCUAGUACUACAUUUAGACUAUAACUAAAUAAGCGAUUAAGGAGUUAAGGAAUUAGGAAAGAUCCUUAAAUAAAUGACAAAUCUAAAUAGUUUAAAACUUUAUCUUUAAUCAAAUAUGAUAAGUGCUGAUUCUUUAAGAGAAUUAGAGUAAAUGCUCAAUUAGUGUGGAAAUUUUACUACUUUAAAAUUUUCUUCUUUCCAAAAACAAUAGACUCAUUAAAGUUGA